Molecule: messenger RNA, 1230 nt
Organism: Thecamonas trahens ATCC 50062
Lineage: Eukaryota; Apusomonadida; Apusomonadidae
Product: cobalamin synthesis protein
Exons: 2
Coding region: 1-1230 (409 amino acids)
Source: RefSeq, a predicted model, not a curated record
AUGUCUCGCAAGCACCAGAACGAUAGCCGCAUCCCGGUCACAGUUCUUUCUGGCUUCCUCGGAGCCGGCAAGACGACGACACUCAACAAGCUGCUCUCGAACAAGGCCGGUGCCAAGCUGGCGGUCAUCGUCAACGACAUGUCCGAGGUCAACGUCGACGCCAUGCUCGUCAAGCAGAGCAAGGACGAGAUGAUUGAGCUCUCCAACGGGUGUAUCUGCUGCACCCUGCAUGGCGAUCUCCUCGACUCCAUCGCCGCAGUCGUCAAAGAGCGCUCCGUUGACGGCCUCGACGGCAUCGUCAUCGAGUCCACCGGCAUUUCCGAGCCGCUACCGGUGGCGCAGACGCUCUCACUCGACCCUGCCGAGCUUGGCGACGACAGCCUGACCUCGGUUGCUGAUCUGGUGUACGUCGAUACGAUGGUGACUGUGGUGGACGGGCCGGCCUUGCUGGCCCGGCUCGCCGCCGGCGAGGAUCUCAUCAGCCUGAGCAUGGCCGAGAACGACGACGACGAUCGGACUGUCGCCGACCUGCUCAUCGACCAGAUCGAGUUUGCCGACGUCAUCCUGGUCAACAAGGCUGACGUCGCCACCAAGGACGAGAUCGACACCGUCGUGGCCCUUGUCCGCCGGCUCAACAGGAAUGCGCGCGUCAUUACCACCAUCCACGGCCUCGUCGAGCCUAAGGCCAUUUUCGGCACCCGCCGAUUCAAUCUUGACGUCGCUGAGACCGCGCCUGGCUGGCUCCAGGAGCUUCUUGGUGUCCACACUCCCGAGACGGAGGAGUAUGGCAUCUCCUCCUUUGUCUAUCGCAGCAAGACGCCGUUCAGUACGCAGCGGAUGUUCGAUCUUGCAGACGCCGACGACACGCCGUUUGGGCAGACCGUCAUCCGCGCCAAGGGCUUCCUCUGCUCACUCCUGACGAGAUGGCUCUCGGCCCUGAGGCAUGGGCUGACAUGGCUGAUCCGCUUGAGGAGUGGGACGUGGCCGGAAGACCCCAUCAUGCGCAAGGAGAUCAAGAAAAACUGGGAUCCGCGCUGGGGCGAUCGCGCCACAGAGCUCGUCUGUAUCGGCGUCAACAUGGACAAGGCGGUCAUCACAGAGGCCCUCAAUGCAUGUCUGCUCACUCCUGACGAGAUGGCUCUCGGCCCUGAGGCAUGGGCUGACAUGGCUGAUCCGCUUGAGGAGUGGGACGAUGCGACCGAGGCGCAUGGCGACAAUCACCAGCACUAA